Galeopterus variegatus (Sunda flying lemur) is the source of this 960-nucleotide messenger RNA. It is a transcript of the gene KCNIP3, whose product is annotated as Kv channel interacting protein 3, calsenilin. The transcript is spliced from 7 exons. Gene Ontology annotation, biological process: regulation of potassium ion transmembrane transport; negative regulation of transcription by RNA polymerase II. Lineage: Eukaryota; Metazoa; Chordata; Mammalia; Dermoptera; Cynocephalidae. Gene Ontology annotation, cellular component: voltage-gated potassium channel complex; nucleus. The record is from RefSeq and is a predicted model, not a curated record. Gene Ontology annotation, molecular function: calcium ion binding; RNA polymerase II cis-regulatory region sequence-specific DNA binding; potassium channel regulator activity. Bases 26 to 586 code for a protein of 186 amino acids.
CAGUGACAGUGAGCUAGAACUGUCCAUGGUGCGCCACCAGCCGGAGGGGCUGGACCAGCUGCAGGCACAGACCAAGUUCACCAAGAAGGAGCUGCAGUCUCUAUACAGGGGCUUCAAGAACGAGUGUCCCACGGGCCUGGUGGAUGAAGACACCUUCAAACUCAUUUACUCGCAGUUUUUCCCUCAGGGAGAUGCCACCACCUAUGCGCACUUCCUCUUCAACGCUUUCGAUGCCGACGGGAAUGGGGCCAUCCACUUCGAGGACUUUGUGGUUGGGCUCUCCAUCCUGCUGCGAGGAACAGUCCAUGAGAAGCUCAAGUGGGCCUUUAAUCUCUACGACAUUAACAAGGACGGCUACAUCACCAAAGAGGAGAUGCUGGCCAUCGUGAAGUCCAUCUAUGACAUGAUGGGCCGCCACACCUACCCCAUCCUGCGGGAGGACGCACCCGCAGAGCAUGUGGAAAGGUUCUUCCAGAAAAUGGACCGGAAUCGAGACGGGGUGGUGACCAUUGACGAGUUUCUGGAGACCUGUCAGAAGGAUGAGAACAUCAUGAGCUCCAUGCAGCUUUUCGAGAACGUCAUCUAGGACAUGUGGAGGGGCCUGGGUGUCCACGGCCACCUCCACCCCAAGAAACCUCAAUCCUGCCAGGAGCAGCCUCCAUGAGAAACUUUUUUCUAAUGUAUUUGCAAAAAGUGAACAGUUUGCUCCAGACACACUCACACGCACACACGCACACAUGCACGCACGCAAGCUGUUCCUCUGGGCUGGCAGAGGCCAGGGAGGGGCUGAGUCUGGCUGAGAGCCAGGUCCAGGUGAGAGCUGCACAGGCCAGUGGGAGGAGGCUGCCUCGGGUGGGCAGCUGUCCACAGCCCGCCAGCCAUGGGGUGUUACCAGGAAGGGGCUCAGGCUCCCCUGUGGGGCAGGGCCCAGUCUCCAGAGUAAAGGCCCCUUCUGUGUGA